Vollenhovia emeryi is the source of this 3175-nucleotide messenger RNA. RefSeq lists its product as uncharacterized. The record is from RefSeq and is a predicted model, not a curated record. The transcript has 4 exons. NCBI's taxonomy places the organism in Eukaryota, Metazoa, Arthropoda, Insecta, Hymenoptera, Formicidae. The coding region runs from base 235 to 2733 and encodes 832 amino acids. Gene Ontology annotation, molecular function: protein binding.
CUGAAACUUGCACCAAACCGAUUACCGCUCAUGGAAGAUUUGUAAAGUAAUGUAAGGGGAUGGCCCAGGGAUGUCCCGUGGAGUAGCGGUAAUCCCUGGCUUCUUUUAAUAUCGUAUAUGUACGCAACCUGGGGUCACGGUCCGACAUCUCAGGGGGAUUUCACCGUGAGCUCGAAAGAAGUGGCGCGAAGCCAGGAGAGUUUAUGUCGACGUUUUGCCGAGAAUCGCAUGUAAAUGGACAGCUCGUUGGAGUCCACGCCGACGAAGAGGAGAUGCACUUUGGCGAACGAAAGUAAAAUACGGCCGGCGGCAUAUGCAUGGGAUUCCCAGUCGCAGUUAUCCGACGCGAUGAGCGUUGUCAAGCCUGCCGCGUUGAGUCUCGCGCGUCCCUUCGGCGUCCAAGUGCCGUCCAACGCCGAAAACAGAGUUCUGUACAAUCUGCAGAAGCUGCGACUCCUGUCUCCACGCGGGAGGGAUCUGGGGGAAUUUAAUGUCAAGCUGAAAACUACCGACCCGUCGAAGGGGAAUACAAUUACUAUUACAAAGUCCAAUGUAAAGCCCGUUGCCAAGCCGUUGGCACUUCCCUUGGCUCCCAUUUCGCACAUCAAAGUACUUCCGCGGAUACUCAAGCAGAAAAGCAUGCUAUCGAAGGGUGUCUUGAUGGAAGAGGUAUCUUGCAACGGGAGACCUUCUUGGACUGACAACGGCUCGCGUCAGCGGCAACGCGAGAUCCUACCAAUGAGUAGAGUGUUCUCGAUCGAUCGAGAUACGGAAGGUAAGGCGGGAAAACAGACAUGUAAUAAUAGUAGUAAUAUUAAUACCGCUAUCACGUCUCCAACGGAUGGGAUAAAUUCAAAACGUCGUGUGUAUCGAAGCGUUGGUAGUAGCAAUCCGAGGUACGUAGUACAUCGUGGAACAGGUGUUACGGCCGUUCGUAGAGGCAUAAAGCUUCAAGACACUGCUGCCGCAGUUGAGAGUAAGAAGGUUCCUUCAGCUACCAAAGUGCUAUUGCCUAAGAGAGUUUUCAAGAUACCGUCGAGUUGCGUGAGACUCGUGGCAAAUCCUGGGGAUGAAAGUAAUAUUGUGUCGCUGUCUGGGAAAAACCUUAAAGUAAGUAGGGGAAAGUGUAUCGCUACUAUAAGAAACACGGAAAAUGGGAGGGUAGUUACAUCUCUGAAGAGCGCAGGGAGUCUGGUGCCGGGAUAUACUCAGUUCGAUAAGAAUUUAAAUCGCAGUGGCUUACGCGACAACGGUAGAGUGAGCUUCAACGGUCAAGUUUUGCAUCACAAAGAUAAUUCGCUUAAAGCUAAGUCUGACGUAGUUUCUAAGAGUCAAGUACUGGAGGUAAAGACACGAAAUGUUAUGACAAUUAUACCUAAUGAUAAAACCCUUCCGUUUAAUCAGAAUGCAGUUUUGGCGCAGGAAAAUGAUGCUCCAGUGGCGUCGGCGAGUAUUAAAAGUACGGCGAGCGUCAUUGAUCGCAAUGCAAAGUAUGACAUGGUGCAAAGGAAGCACGCAAAGGCAGCCACUCAAAAGGUUCGAGUUAUCUUGGACGAUGACGCGAAGCGGAUUACAAAACCACGGCAAAGCACAGACACCGUUGUGAACGGGCCUAAGAAAGGUCUGUCGGAUCAGUUGGAUAUUAUAAGAAAAGCUAUGGACAGCGUGACAGACAGCAAGCUGCGUCAGCUGGCGUUGACGGCUUUGACCGACUGCGGCGUCGGACUCGAGAGAUACGUUCCGAUACGUCCACCGGAAAAUUGCAAGACUGUGCACGACACGCAAGUGCAGACGGUAGUAUUCGGCCUACUCGAUCCCAAAUCCUUCGUAAUGAUAAACAAGAACUUGGAAGAUAUUCACCGGCUAAAUUCGAUCACUCUUUACGACACGCCUGGGGCUCAAAAUCUAUCGUUAGGGAAUAAUUCUCAAUCUAGUAAUAAUUCCGUAUCCCAAGACUCUAAUAAAGUCGUGGGAUACGAAAAUUCUUUUGACUUGGACAGUUUCAUAGAACAAUUUUGGAAAGAGGAUUCGGAUGCCCUUAAGAUGCAGGAGACUCUAUCGAAGACAACGCUGAGAUGUAGCGCCCUCCUGGAGCAUCUACAGAGAGACUUUGAAAAUGUCAAACGGUACGAUCGAGACGGUAUGUUGAGCAUACAUAACGCCGUCGUAAACGACAACGUCUGUCUCGUUCGGAAACAAUUAAUGAUACUUGAACGCUGUGAGGAAAGUGUCGACAUGUUGACCGAGGAUGGGGAGACGAGUUUGGAAUUGGCGAUCAAGUAUAACGUGUCCAACGAAAUAGUGAAGCUCUUACUUAAUGCCGGAGCACAGCCGGUGUUGCGAAGGGCCUUACACGAAUCGGCAGUAAUUAUAGCUAGCAAAAAGUCGUCGCCGUUGUUGCCGAUGCUUAUUAGCCGGGUCACGGAUUCGAGAUUGCUCGAUGAAAUCGAUUCGGACGGUUACGCAGCAAUACAUUAUUGCAGUAUAAAUGGUAACUUGCAAGGGGUCAAGGCACUCUUAUCGGCCGGCGUAACUGUAGACCUAAAGGAUAUGAAAUCAGGGCGUACAUCUUUGUUCCACGCAAUUGACAAUGGGCAUAUGUCGUUGAUACAAGUAUUGUUAAAGGCCGGCGCUGUCGCAAGUGUCGUGAAUUACGCAGGGCAAACACCUCUGUCCAUAGUUGCCGAUAUGAAAAGUAUAGCUUUCAAAGUGUCACUGAGAAAAGAUACGUGAUCGGUUUUACUUUCACCACUUACAAAAUAGUAUCUCUUUGAAGAGAUGUAACACGCCAUCAAAAUAAAUUUCUUUUACGUGACAUGACACGAAAGCUAUUUAUUUAUUAGAAAUUAUUUCAAUUUUGUUAAAAUUUAAUAAAACGGUACUAGUCAAAAUAAUAACGUAAUAUAGCUAUUUGCAUUUCAUUCUUUCAGAUGAUAUCAAACUCUGAUGAACUGUAUCGGCGAUUUAAUGAAUGUAGUUAAAAUUACUAAAAUUGUUUAGAGUAGAAUUGUUAAGAUGAUAUUGAUAAGCUAAUUCAUAAGCUGAUUGCGUAAUUUCAGUUAAAGCUACCGUUAGAUGUUAGCAUCAAUACAUUUUGUUUGCAUAUCGUAAAAAAUUUGUUUAAUUUAUGAAAAGAAAAAGGUGUUAAUAUUUAAUUUGCUACAAAACUAGAUUU